AUGAAAUACACAGAUAAUUAAGAAGAAGUCACUCUUGAUCAACUAAAGGAGUAUCUGAAAGACUAAGGAAAUUACAAUGAAGAAACAUUCUCUCAAAACGUAGACAUUUUCCAAUAGUUGAUCGAUGAUCUGAUCUAAAAUGAUUCAGAGCAAACCUAUGAACAAUAUGGAAUAUCUCCCUAAGAAUUGCAUUAGACUUGGUUAACCGAAAAAGAUAGGGUGUUGUCCUAUUAUAUAAAAAAGAGGACUCAAGGAUAAAAAAUUGAAAAGUUUCAAUGGUCAGUAAACAAUUAGUUCUAUUCAAAAAAAGCUAAAAAUAUUAAUAAACCUGUUUGCAUAAUGAAUCUGAAGUCAAAAGAUGUUGUCAACAAGACUUAUAAAUUUCACACGUUCGAAAUAAAUGAGGAGGAUUUAAAUUACAUAGAAGAUCAAAUGAAAAAAAUAGAGUAAACUAUAAAUGCAUUGCUUUUGUGA
Messenger RNA from Paramecium tetraurelia, 474 nucleotides. RefSeq lists its product as uncharacterized. The transcript is spliced from 4 exons. The record is from RefSeq and is a predicted model, not a curated record. Lineage: Eukaryota; Ciliophora; Oligohymenophorea; Peniculida; Parameciidae.